CAACGCGCAUCACGCUCAGCCAUGCCGUUGUCCUCGUCCACCCAGCGAUGCCGCCGUCAUGUCUCGUGCUGAGAGGUUUGAGGAUGAGAAGCGCCGCAUCAUCGAGUCGUGCUUCUCCAAGCUCGACCCAAACGGGCAGCUGGCGGAGAGCUACAUCACGCACAUUCGCAUCCAGGAAGAUGGCUCGUCGCCCUCAGCUCCUCCUCCCCCCGACAGUCCACCGGAGCACAAGAAGCCUCGGCUCAUCAUAAUUGCAGUACGAUCUACAGGCCGGGUUCGCAUGCACAAGGCGCGCGAGAACAACAAUGGAAGCUUCAGCAUUGGGAAGACGUGGAACAUGGAGGAGCUGUCGUGCAUCGAAUCAUUCGCGAACCCGCCACAUCCACCACAAAGCGAGCGUGAGGCGAACCACCGUGCUUGGGCGGGCAGUGUAGGAUUUGUCGUAACUAUCUCUAAGCCCUACUACUGGCAGGCGGGGACGAGCAAGGAGAAGGACUUCUUCAUCGCAAGCGCCGUCAAGAUUUACAGGAAAUACACCAAAGGUCAGACGCCCGAGCUUCGAGGCUUCGACGAUAAGGAGAGGGCUCAAAUACUGGGUGCGUUCCCGCCGACGGCGCCAUCCUCUGCGCCAUCACAGUCGGGACAACAGUCCGCACGUACAACCGGCGACGGAUCAGUGCCGCAGCCCCCACAACCACCUUUCGCACAGCGAGAACAGAGCCGAGAUGGAAGUCGAUAUCGGGGCAGCCCAGGACCACCUCCCAGUGUAAGCGAUGGCGGCAGGCCUGGCAGCGGUCCGUCUAGUCGACGGCCCUCAGAUAGCCCAGCCCGUUUUGGUCCAGGGCCACAUGCGCCAGGUGGGCCGCGAGCCUUUGCCAGCACAGAGCAGAUUCGCCAGCCGAGUCGGGACGGCCGACCAGAAUUGCGGCCUGGGACCUCUCCUGGCCCAGGUCAUCGGCAACCAAUGCUUGGACAGCAAAACGCCCGAAAGGGCGAACAGCCACCGCCAUCACCCGGAUUCCCCCCGACGCAACCAGAGCAAUUGCCAUCGCGCCCGAAGAGUCCCGCGCAGCGUUCACUCCAACAGUCUAUCGAUGGCGCUUCCGAGGACAGAAAGUUGAGCGACACACCGUCUACAGAUGCCACGAAACGAGAAGGAGCAAGCCUCUUCCAGGCUGCACGCGAUCGUUACAUGAACUAUCAAUCGCAGACACCUGAACAGACAAGUAAGGCAAGUUCCCCACGCCGCUUGCCACAACUUGACACAAAACCUUCCACGCCAGCGCAAAACGGAUCCGCCAAGGCUCCCUCAGACCCACAGCUCCCAACUGCUGUCAGCGAAGACUCUAAUGGUAUUGACCUUGGCGAUGCGGCCGCCGUCGGAGCAUUGACGUCGUAUUGGGGACCAGGCCACUCGUCCGCCGCUGCUCCAGCUACUGCACUGGAUGCUGCACCUAGUCCCACCACCCCUGAGCGAUCGAAUCGCAGGCCUGCUGCCGAAAUCUCAAACAGUAUGGAGCUGAGACCUGCUCCUCUGCAAGCGCGACCUACCCAGGAAAGCAAUGGGUCUCACGUAGAUGCCUCUACACCUCGAGGUAAUCUCGUGGAAUCGACUCCAGAAGUGAAGCCUCUCCACGUAGGCAAGUCAGAAAUGGAUCGCUCGUUGACAGGGUCUGGCCCUAGUAUGAUGCCUUCUCCGCUGCAACCAGCACCUGGUGCCGAUCAGCUGGACUCCCCUGACGGCGACAUGGACGAGGAGCAGUACAGGCCCGGACUGGGGCCCAUGUUCAAAAAGAGGGCCAUCGCAGAUCGCUUCAAGAAGGCGGCAAACGCAGCUGGCGCGUUCAAGCCUCGUCCUGGUGGGGCAGCCGAGAGAAUAUUGAAGGCUAAAUCGGAACGAGAUGGUGAGCCAGACGGUAUCACUGGUGUCGUUCCUCGACCUCAGCCGCGGGGGAAGCCGGAUGAGAGGCCGUCGACUCCAGUGAACGGAAUAUCCGAUGAGAGCGCUUCGAGGGAGACUCCCCCACGAGUUGAAAUCAGCUCGCCAAAGUCUCCGCCCCACAUAGAGCACGAGCCUGCUGAAGAUAUCCAACGCGUUGCAGAAUCGAGCGAGCGACCUGCAAAUCAGCCAAUUCAACCCGUGGAAACGGAGGAUGAAGCAUCAAAUCCGACAAUCGAGCAACGACAAGCCCGCCAACCUCAGGUAAAGAUCAAACGGCGCAGCGCACAUCAAGAACGGUACCUUGCUGCGUUGGGCGUCGAUCGAUCACUGCUGGAAGACAAGGGACUCGAUUUUGAAAUGAUGCUGACAGAAUUUGGCUGGAACAACGACAUUCUUCGGCCGAAGCAGCUAAACAAUCUUGAAGCCGAGAUCCGACGUGAGCAGGGCCGCGUCGAAGCCGGUGCUUGGUUGUCACAUGCCGAUGCUGCACGCGAAGAGCGCGUAAAUCUCGUAGAGUCCUUGCUCGACAAGGCCAUUGCGGAGUGCGACGAGCUUGAAGGUCUCCUGACGCUGUACCAUGUCGAACUCAGUUCGCUGAACGACGACAUUGCUUACAUUGAGGCACAGUCGCAAGGUCUGCAGGUGCAGUCCGCGAACCAGAAGCUUUUGCAGUCCGAGCUCCAGACCCUCGUUGACACCAUGUCUCUCGACCGACGAGUGAUGGAGCCACUGCGUUACGGCGAUCUCGGCGACUCCACUGGCCUGGAGGAGAUUGAAUUCAGCUUGGUGAAGCUGUACCAAGCACUGCUGACUAUGGACCCCAAACUACGGUCUAACACUCAGUCUCUGCCGACAGCUCAAGCUGCGGUUGGGGAUCACGAGACGGCGGACAUGGUAGCUCUGCAGGAGAAGAAAGUCAUUUAUGAUCGGGAGACUGCUGAGUUCUGUCAACGUCUCAUGCAAUUCCUCGACUCCAGAUUCAUGACAUCGAUGAACAGCAUCAAGGGCCGUGCCCUGCGCGUAGGUGGAGGCGGGGGGCUAGCGAAGCUACACAGUGAGGUCUUCGGCGAAGUGCGCAGCGCCCUGUGGAUGUACAGCCCCAUCCUCUUGUUCACAAAGCAACUCAAUCCACCGGCUUGGUCAACGCUACUUCGCAUGUACCAACAGCGAGCAGGCCCUGUCUACAGAGACACGUUCAGAGAAAACCUGCAGAACUGGAAGCGCGCGGCGCGCACAAGCACGGGUGACGAGGUGGACAUCCUGUUCACGUCUCUUGAGAAGGAAGACCCGACUGCUGGUGGCUUGACAUCUACAGCUCGAAAGCUCACCGUGAAGCGGUCUCAGACUUUGGCUAAGACAUUCCGCAGUGCGACUGGCGACAAACAUACCACGAGCGAGCACAAGCAGCCAGGCGCCAUCAUGCGCGCUCAAGCCUUCGCUGGCGCCGUGGACGAGAUGGCGCCACUGAUCAAUCGGGAACAGAAUUUCAUCGUCGACUUCUUUCACCUCAGCUCGAUGGAAAGCAUGGACUUUAUUGACGCCGUGCAGUCAUCACCACCAGCCGCUCGACUCGGCACGAAUCUGCUGGAAAGGAAGCCCGUAGAGCCCAACCGAGAAGCAGCCGGCCUUGUCACGAGCGCAAUGCUCAAAAUUUUCGACUUUUUCCUCGCCGAAACAAAGGCCAUGCAGGACUGGGCUGUCGCAGAUGACCCAGUGCAAGCCGUUGGCGUGCUGGCCACGUUAUGUCGACAUGCAUACUACCUUCAAGACAGUAACCAAGAUUAUCUCCUCCAACUACUCGACAAUCUUGCGGAGAGUCUAAGGACUCGACUGAGCAGAUUUGUAGACGAGCAAAUUCGAGCGAUCGAGGACACGAAGGUCAAGAUCAAGAAGCGCAAGGGCGUCAUUGCUUUUAUGAAAAUCUUUCCUCAUUUCUCCGCCGCGGUGGAGAACACAUUCUCCGCAGUAGCCGGGCCCGACUACGACGGUCCUGCACCAUGCGUUGCGGAAGUGAGGAAAAUCAUCGACGAGGCGUACGAAAAGCUCAACCGAACCAUGUUUGACAGCCUGAAGGUGAUUGCCAAAGAGAGUCCGGUUGCUGGGAACACAGCCAGCAAGCAGGCGCACACCGGUACCGAUGAUCCCGAGGAUAAAGAGAUGCUCAACUACCACAUCCUUCUUAUCGAGAACAUGAACCACUACGUUGAGGAAGUCGACGAUGGCGGGCGAGACGGCGUACUCGCAGAAUGGAAAGGCAGAGCUCUAACAGAGAGAGCGGAGGCGCUGGAAGCAUAUGUGUCUCGCGUGAUUCGUCGACCUCUAGGCAAGCUUCUGGACUACUUAGAAUCCGCCGAAUCGAUCCUCGCCACGCAACAAGGGAGCGCAACAGCACUGUCCACGCGACCAUCGUAUUCGCGGAAGGCGAUGCGCACGCUACUUUCAGCGCACGAUAGCAAAGAAGUGCGACGUGGCAUCGACACACUGCGCAAGCGAAUCGACAAGCACUUUGGCGAAGCCGACGAAGAACAACUAUCCCGUGGACUGGUCACGUUUGUCUGCAAGGAAUGCGAACGCAACUACGAAUCGGUUCUAGAGCGGCUCGAGAGACUGGUCGAGGACGUUUAUCCUCGAACAGAAGGGGAGAAGGAUGUGGUUGUUGAUUUCACCAAGGCAGAUAUUCAAGCCGGUUUCAGACGAUGAAGCAUUUAACUUGCGUGUACAGUUAAGCGAUGUAUAUACCAUUCACAGACAGAGCAUUGCGGGUGUCUUGCUGUGCUUUUGUGCUAUCUCUCGGCAUCACGUCAAUCCUUGAGGGUCCACGCCUGGUUGAAAACAUAAGGUGCACGACUCCAGGACAACGCUGCAACACGCCUCACGCUGACAGGCGAGUUUCCGGCACUUACACAGCUGAUGUGGUGUACAAGCCGUUCAGCGUGACUAUUGGGUCAGACACGUUUUUUGGGCGCCAUCGCUGGGGAGCGAUACCAGGUGUAACGCUGUUGACAAAGUUGGCAGGCGUCCAAUGGCGGGAGGAUGGAGGCGAGACUGGGCGGAUUUCCUUCACGUCAUCAAGGCAGAAGGUUCAAGUUCAAUGCGAAUGCGCUCCAUGGUCGCAGUGGGCUGGCGAUAAGAUGCCUGCCUGUCUGGUUGUCUGGAUGUUUGUUGAUCUGGACGUUGUUAGUGCAAUCUGGCGUGUGGCUGCCAUGGCUGCCUGGCUGGCUGAUGGACCGUUACGAUGCACGUCACAUCGGCACCAAGCAAGCACAGAAGCAACAAUGCCGACACCAGCACGAAGUGUUCGUCCGUUACCUCCGAGGUGGACAAGAGGAAGAGAGAGCACACUCAUCAUCGA
This is a messenger RNA of Cercospora beticola, 5294 nucleotides long. Its product is annotated as SEC3 family protein. The record is from RefSeq and is a predicted model, not a curated record. Gene Ontology annotation, molecular function: phosphatidylinositol-4,5-bisphosphate binding. Gene Ontology annotation, biological process: exocytosis; Golgi to plasma membrane transport. Gene Ontology annotation, cellular component: plasma membrane; exocyst. NCBI's taxonomy places the organism in Eukaryota, Fungi, Ascomycota, Dothideomycetes, Mycosphaerellales, Mycosphaerellaceae.